Messenger RNA from Saccoglossus kowalevskii, 1270 nucleotides. RefSeq names its product cytochrome c1, heme protein, mitochondrial-like. The record is from RefSeq and is a predicted model, not a curated record. Gene Ontology annotation, molecular function: electron transfer activity; heme binding. Gene Ontology annotation, biological process: mitochondrial electron transport, ubiquinol to cytochrome c. Gene Ontology annotation, cellular component: respiratory chain complex III. NCBI's taxonomy places the organism in Eukaryota, Metazoa, Hemichordata, Enteropneusta, Harrimaniidae.
GUUAAGGUCCAAAAUGGCGGCGUUACGGAACGGUGUCUCGCAUUGUCGGACGUUUUUACGAGUGUACCCAAACGUAACAACGCCAAAGGCUAACAUGUCUGCAUUUGCAAAAUUAUCAAGUGGAAAGAAAAUGAUAUUGUCAUCACUGGGUGCACUGACAGCCGCUGGUGUUGGACUUGUAGCCGCUUUAGAGAUGUCUGUAAGGGCUGAUGAAGAACACACACUUCAUUCUCCCAAAUAUCCAUGGAGCCACAGUGGAACGUUUGCUGCAUUUGAUCAUCGAAGUAUUCGGCGUGGAUUUCAGGUUUACAAACAAGUCUGUGCUGCUUGCCACAGUAUGGACUACCUUGCAUUUCGUAAUUUAGUUGAUGUAUGUUACAGUGAGAAAGAGGCUAGAGUGUUAGCAGAGGAUGUACAGAUAGAAGAUGGACCUGAUGAUGAAGGGAAUAUGUUUAUGAGGCCUGGUAAAUUAUCUGAUUAUUUCCCUAAACCAUAUCCAAAUGAAGAAGCAGCGAGAGCUGCAAAUAAUGGUGCAUAUCCACCGGAUCUUAGUUAUAUCGCAUUAGCUCGCCAUGGCAGUGAGAACUAUAUCUUUUCAAUAUUGACUGGUUAUUGUGACCCUCCAGCCGGAAUUGAACUUCGAGAAGGCCUUGCAUAUAAUCCAUAUUUCCCUGGUGGUUCUAUUGGUAUGGCUCAACAGUUGUACGACGGUGGCGUUGAAUAUGAUGAUGGUACAUACGCAUCUAGAAGUCAGAUGGCAAAAGAUGUCUCUGUUUUCUUAAGAUGGGCUGCAGAACCAGAACAUGAUCAACGUAAAAGAAUGGGACUCAAGGCACUUAUGGUAUUGGGUCUGUUGAUUUCAGUCUCUUAUUACCUUAAAAGACACAAGUGGUCAGUUCUGAAGAGUAGAAAACUUGCAUAUGUUCCACGUCGGCGAUGAUAGUUAUCUCUGUUUAGUUUCACUAAAAAAAAAGUGUUAAGAGUUGUGUCCUUAAUAUAUUUGAAUAGGAUGGACUUUGUUUUGUCUUGUGCUCAACAAUGGGAAAUAAUAACUAUGUAUGGUGAAUUUGCACAUACAUGAUGGGCCCGGUUUUAAUGCGUGUUUUUGGUUAUAUUAGCACAAUUCAAAUCAAUCCCAGCUUUCAUUGCUCUAAAUAUUUAACCAUCCAAAAAUAAAUUGACCUCAUUGUCCAGAGUAUUGUAUUAUAAUUUGAAAUCAUUUUUGUGGUUUCCAACAUAAAAAUAAAUAAAAACAUCUUUUCAUCACAUC